AUGCGGUCUUCUGCAUGGCUCCUCUCCCUCCCCAUAGUGGCCGAAGCUGGCGAAGUCCUGUGGAGCGGGUUAUUCAAUGCCUCCACGACCGUUGCGGACUUCGAUAAAUGGUCGUGGUCUAACCAAGUCGGGGCUUGGCAGUGGUAUAUUCACGGGAGUGCUUCGACGGAAAAGUACCUGAGUCUCUCGCCUGACCACAAGAACCCGGCCGAUACCAGUGAUCAACAGGGUAUUCGGAUCACAAUUGAUGGCACGUCGUUCUGGAAUGGACAAACCAUGGAACGAUCCGAGAUCAUCCCCCAGACAAAGGCGGAUCUUGGGAGCGGGCAUCUCUUCUACCAUUUCUCGCUGAAGACAGAAGAGAUAAAUGCACCGAACGCAAGCUUCGAGCAUCAGAUCGCGUUCUUCGAGAGCCAUUUCACAGAGCUCAAAUACGGCACCGCGAGCGGCGCCUCGGGCGAAGACAAUACGCUCCGUUGGUGCGUCGGUGGAGUCUCGCACUGGGAGACUGACUUGGAAGCAGGGCAGUGGUACAACUUCGCCUACGAUAUCGAUUUCGACGCGAAAACUGUUGGGCUGUGGGCGUCGAAUGGGCCCAAUGACCUAAAGCAGGUUGUGUCGGCUGUCAACGCGUCGACUUCGACGGACUCUGCGGAUUGGCAUAUCGGCGAGUUGCGGCUCGAGAAUGGGGGCUUGAAUGCGGCUGCGGAGGAUUGGUUUUGGUCUGGGAUCUUUGUGGAGAAGGCUCCCAUCACGGCUGGUAUUGCUGGCCCUGCGUGA
Penicillium samsonianum is the source of this 780-nucleotide messenger RNA. RefSeq names its product CAZyme family GH131. The record is from RefSeq and is a predicted model, not a curated record. Lineage: Eukaryota; Fungi; Ascomycota; Eurotiomycetes; Eurotiales; Aspergillaceae. Bases 1 to 780 code for a protein of 259 amino acids. The transcript is spliced from 4 exons.